This is a messenger RNA of Cyphellophora attinorum, 6972 nucleotides long. RefSeq names its product General negative regulator of transcription subunit 1. The transcript has a single exon. Gene Ontology annotation, biological process: nuclear-transcribed mRNA catabolic process, deadenylation-dependent decay. Lineage: Eukaryota; Fungi; Ascomycota; Eurotiomycetes; Chaetothyriales; Cyphellophoraceae. Gene Ontology annotation, cellular component: CCR4-NOT core complex; P-body. Gene Ontology annotation, molecular function: molecular adaptor activity. Bases 1 to 6972 code for a protein of 2323 amino acids. The record is from RefSeq and is a predicted model, not a curated record.
AUGAGCUUCGAUAAACCCUCCUCCGCCACACAUUGGAACUCUUCUCUUGGUCGUUCGUCCGACAAACAGAACAAACCCGAGACUGGUCACUCUGCGUCCGUUUGGGGUCAAACAUCACGCGGGCUGACUGCUCAGGGCACUCUACCACCCCUUGCAACUUCUGGUCUUUCUUCCACAUCUGCCUUCGGACAAGCGUGGAGGCCAUCAUCAAGAGGUGAUCUUGACUUAGACACAUCCAGAGCAACCCCAGGUCUUCCACCUGUAGUGUCAAACUCCUCGGGGCGCUUUACUCUAUCAAGACGCCCGACUACUCCUCAAUCAGCGCACAGCCAGUCUUCAUCAUCGAACAACCAUCAAGCUGGCGCAAUCCAGCAGCCGAACACUUUUGUUGGCCGACCGUUCACAUCCCCACGCUCCAGAGCCAUCAGCCCCCUGUCGGCCUUGGGAGGAGCUCCCACUUGGAAUAACACGGGGUCUGGGGCCGCAGCCGGCGGCGGUACCAGCUCAGGCCCCAGAAGCGGUGGACUACACUCCCCAUCGAUCCCUGGGACUGGUCUUAAUUCUCCUACCUCACUCAAGUUCGAGCGCUCCCCAAGCAUCUCGUCCAAUCCGAAUUCCUCGUCCGCCUCCAAGAUCUCCGCGACCCAGAUAGUCCUUCUGGUAGAUACGAUUACCGAGAAAAAGGGCCAGCUCGAGUGGGAAUCGAAAGCUGACAAGAUUCGGAAAUUAUUAGACACCAACGGAAUGGAGGUGUUCACACAAUACUUCCGGCGCUUGGUAUCCUCGAAUGCGUCGGCCAUAUUCGACGGAAGAGAUCGCGAUCAUGGAAGCUACAAGCUCCUCCAGCAGGAGAUGGAUAAGGUAGCACUCGAUGUCGAACAAGCCUCCAAGAUUGCCGAGGCCAUCGACACCUCGAAAGAGGAUAUCUACAAAGACUUCGAUCUGAUCAAGUUCACGGCAUACUUUCACUCAGCAGACGCCAUCUCACAAGUUUUACUCGCCACCGCAUUCACGCGCUGUACACGGGCCGAUCUACGUAACAAGGCAAACAAGGUCCUCGCGGAAGCAAUAGUGCCUUCUAUACAGCAGUUUUAUGAGAACCGGACACAGCUGCACAACUAUUCUCCAAAAUGUGUGGCUGCUGUCAUAGAGCAGAUCGCGCUGUCGUCAGCUUUGACUACGACCGAGCAGAAGGCCGACCUCUACUGGACAGUCCGAAGUCGGUACGAGGGCCAGCAAGACGCCCCUGCAGAUGUUGUAUCUGCGCUGUCGCUCUUGCGGCUUCCUGCUGAUGACCAAAAGAUCGCGAAAAGUUUGCUCCGGACCGGCACCAAGAGCACGGCCUCCAAACAAGCAGUUGAGGAUAUUUUGCAUGGCAUCGGUCUCAACAAUAUCACUGACUCAGAGGUCUCCCACGCGCUGCUGUUCAUGUCAUACGCUCGCUCGCAAUCAUAUGACAUUAGCAUGUUCAUCAGUACCGUCCAGAGCAAAGCGAACAACGUAUCAGUGGAUUGGCCCCAAGUAGUGACAGGCUUCGACUUGCCAGAUCUUCAGAUACAAACAGUUGAUUUUGUGCGCCUGUUCAAGGCUCUGAGAGUGAUCGCGCUGGACGACUCUGACUUUGACCUCCAGAGAUUAUGGGGCGGUCAAUGGCACCAUCCAGCUACUCAGAUGUCGUUUCUGCGAGCAUUCUUGAGCGCACUGCCUGAAGACGUUGGCCCUUCGCAGAUACCCAAUUUUCGCUCGAGCAUACCAAUAGCCGACAUGGCAAGCUUGAGCGAGGACAAGAGGAGAUAUCUUGACAGCCAUCUGAAUACCCAGUAUACGUCACUCGACGCCAUGGUCGCUGUUCUCGAGAUAUCUCUGGCUCAAGAGCUUCAAGGCGAGGAUCUCGGUAGGAACGAGAUCUUGACUGAGAUACUCCACAAGCACUCCAUCGUUUUCCUCCUGUCGCUGGUGACGCUCAAGCCGAAGACUUGGACCGCACUGCAGGAGAAGGUCAUCCAUGAAUGCUUUCGACUAUUCAUCGAGAAGCAGAGAGAUGACGCACCCAUCGUGCUCGAGUCGCUGUACGCGCUGGAUCCCAUGCUGGUCUUCAGCUUGUGCGCAAUCGUGUUCGCACAAGAUCCUCGCGAGACAGAGUUCAUCUACCAGCGAGCCGAGGAAUUCGGAUGGACGACAGAGUUUCUCAAACAUUGGCAAAAUCCUCUUGCCCUGGAUUUGGCCUGCAUGCGCAACAAACGUAACGCCGAUUUUGAUCUCGAUGGGUAUUUGACAGACGUGGCUGAAGGCAAAGGUCCCGCACAGCUUGGUAUGGUGUUAUGCAAGUACCUGAGGAUCAAGGCCGACGACGAAUUUCGCGUGCAGAGAGACCAAGCAAGUCCUCAAUCUGUUCCUCUGAGUCUUGGAACAGUUCAAACGCUCCUAGAGAAACUCGACGAGUUCAUCAGUGAGCGCGAGCUUGUGGAAAGCGCCCAAACAACAUGCCUGCAAACAUAUCCGCGACUUAUCAAUUUUGGCACAGGUUUUGACGAACUCCUAGAGAAGAGCUCCGAAGAACAUGGCAACAAAUUGUCCAAGGAGACCGAUGAUCGCAUGUCCGAGCUAUUCGGCCGGAUGUAUCGCAACGAGGUCUCAAUUCGUGACAUGGUCACAGAGAUGAAGGAUCUGAAGCUGUCAAACGAGCCUGAGAGGCAAGAUCUCUUCUGCUGCAUAGUGCAUGGGUUGUUCGAUGAGUUUCCCUGCUACAACGAAUACCCAGAGGAUGCGUUGCAAAAGACUGCUUUACUGUUCGGCAAUAUCAUCAAGUACAAAUUGCUUCCAUCUAUUCCGCGAGAGUACAGUCUCUCGCUUAUGCUGAAAGCUGUUCGCGACAACCCGCCCGGAAGUCUCAUGUACGAGUUUGGCAUCGAAGCAAUACUACAGAUCUGCGAUCAGCUUCCCGAAUGGCCUGGCUACUGCACAUAUUUGCUCAGAAUACCGACUCUGCGGCAUCCAGAAAUCAGACAGCGCGCGCAGGAGGGACUUCAAAAGCAAGAGGCUGAAGGCGAGGUCAACGGCAACGGUGUCGGCCCUCAUACUAAUGGCUAUGGGUUCGAUAUGCCUGCCAUCGAUAGCAACCGAGCAUUCCGUUCCAUCCACGCCGAUCCUGCUCCAGCGAACCUGCGCUUCCAGGAUCCUGAUCCAGCGGUGCAGGAGUCCGUUUCCUUCAUCAUCAACAAUCUCAGCCAUGGCAAUCUAGAGUCCAAGGUGUCGCAGGUCAGGGAUUCACUCAACCCUGAGAGCUACCAGUGGUUCGCGAACUAUCUCGUAGACGGUCGUGCGAAGCUGGAAGCCAAUAACCAGAAACUCUACUGCAAUCUGCUCGCUCUGCUUGACGAUAGAGUUCUUAUCACCGAAGUCCUCCGACAGACCUAUAUCAGCAUCGUCAAGCUCAUCAAUUCCGACACCAAUGGUGCUACGGAAAGAGGUUAUUUGAAGAAUCUGGGAAUCUGGCUCGGCUCGCUCACUCUCGCACAGGACAAGCCAAUCAAGCACAAGAACAUCUACUUCGUCAACCUUCUAAUUGAGGGGCACGAAACGCAGAGACUGGUCACUGUCAUUCCUUUCACCUGCAAGGCACUCACUCAGGCCAAAGACUCCAUGAUAUUCAAGCCUCCGAAUCCCUGGACGAUGGAGAUUGUUCAGGUCUUGAAAGAGUUGUACGAAAUUGCCGAGCUCAAGUUGAACCAGAAGUUUGAGAUCGAAGUUCUUUGCAAAGAUCUGAAGCUUGAUAUCAAGAAGAUCACUGCAGCGACGAUUGUGCGAGAUCAUGCACAGCCUGACGAAGACUCAGUGAACAUCUCUGCAAUGCCAGAUGGCCUCGAGAAUUUCGACGACCUUUCUCUUAAUGGUGCCAUGAACCGAGGCGUCAGAGAACGCGUCUCGGUUGCAGAGAUUAUGGCAAGCCUGCCAAAUCUACGCGACGUGCUCAAAUACCCGCCUCACUCCGGCCCGCCUCAAGAACAGGCUGUCAUUGAAGAGGUCGUGUCAAGAGCUUUCGAGCAGGCGAUACAAGAAAUAAUCGCACCAGUUGUCGAACGGUCUAUCACCAUCGCAUCAAUUUCAACGGCUCAGCUCAUUGCAAAGGACUACGCGAACAACGCUGAUCCGGACCAAUACCAAGCAGCUGCGCGCCAGAUGGUAAAGUCUCUUGCCGGAAGCUUGGCCUUGGUCACUUGCAAGGAGCCUCUUCGCAUGAGCAUCACCAACUGGAUCCGUCGUCCAAGUGAAGACAUCCAGGAGUCGAUUAUGCCCGAAGGAGCUAUUCUAAUGUGCGUAAACGACAACCUAGACACUGCAUGCAGCUUCGUUGAGACUGCCGCCACCGACCGUGCUAUUCCAGAGAUUGACCACGUCAUUGCACCUGAACUAGAGGAGCGACGACAAUUUCUAGCUGAGGGAAGCGGCCGCGCUUUCGUCAGCAGCUCUGCGAAUGCCACACAGCGAUGGUCCCAAAUGCUACCGGAGCCCUACAAGCAGCUGCUGGACGGCUUGAGUGACGCUCAGCGGGCUGUAUACGAAGACUUCGAUCAUCGCGUGCACGGCACCAAUAUCAGUCACACCCAGAAUGCCUCGAUCGAUUCGACAGGACGACAGAUUCCAGAUGUGCUACAAGAGACGCUGGCCAUGCCCAACCUGUCCACUCCAGCAGAUCAGCAUGUCGUGCCGCAUCAGAGUCCGCUUGGCCUGCACGAUGGGCGCGGUGUCGACUCAGCUCCUCAACCACGUCUCAAUGGCCUCGACGCAGUGCCGCCACAAGAGCGGGUCUUUGCGCUGGUAGAAGAUAUGCAGAAGGCUGCUCGAGCUUCUGAUGCCAUGCGACUGGCCGACCUCGAGAAGGACAACUCAAUGUUCCACGACUUUAGACAGAUAUUGAUGGUCAUCACAGGAUCUCAGCGUCCCAAUUCCGAGAUACUGGCAAGACAAGUCGCAGAGAAGGUAUGCAACAUCUUUGCGACAAAGCCUCCGAACAAGUUCCUCGAAGCAGAGAUUCUCUCCUUCCUACUGUCGAAGCUGUGUGUCUUGUCAGAAAUGAUCAUCAGAGAUGUCUUUCGCUGGGUUUCGAGCAAUGAGCCUGUGCUCCUGAGCAAUGCCAACGUUGUGGCAGGAUUAGUGGCUCCAGGGUUAAUGGACCUCAGCCGCGUGGAUGCCUACCUGGCCGAUGCCUUGUUGCAGAGAGAGCCGCAAGGUCUACAGAUCCUAUCUGAGUUGUUGGAUCUGACUCUGUUCACUGCGGAGCCUACGACCCUGCGAGCUGAUUUCGUCAACAGUCUCGUCGCAAUGUCUACCUGGCUACGCGAAGAUCCAUCACUUGCUCUCGCUUCAGGCAUCAACUCGAGACUAGCUGCGCACGGAAUGUCCGCUAUCGAUGCUGUCCCUGUGUCUGACAAGGUCAAGGCUAAGCAGGAUCAAAUGCGGUAUAUCUUUGACGAAUGGCUGCGAUUGUUUGACAAUCGACCUGCUGAUGCCAGCGCUGUGGCAGCAUUCUUCCGCGACAUACACCAGGAGAAGAUCGUCAAUGAUGCAGCAGACACAGUCGAAUUCCUACGUCUCGCUAUUGAUGCGUGCGUCGAUGGCUUCGAGAAAGAGGCAUCCAGUACUCGUGGGAGUUUCAAUGAUGCUUUCAGCACUACUGAUGCUUUGGCCAGCUUCGUCAUGAGCCUCGUGCUGUUCCAAGGCGAGUCGGGUGGCGCCGUCCAGCAGGCCAGGGCUGCGCAUCUCGAGUCGAUUUUGUCCUUGCUUGUGUUGAUCAUCAAUCACAGCCAGAACAUGCACGGAGUCCAUUUCCCACAGCGGGUUUUCAAUCGCCUGAUCAGCAGCAUGCUAUACGAACUAUCUGCUGCAAGACUCGAGGAUGGGAGUGAGCAAAACCAGAUGAUCCGAGCCUUCGGAACAAUGCUCAAGUCACUACAGCCGUCAUGGUUUCCAGGACUCUCCUUCGCUUGGAUGGGCUUGAUUGUCAACCGGGUCCUGGUAAAAGGCCUCCUGAAGGAGGGACACGAGACUGGUCACCAAAUCUACCGCGACCUCACCGGCUUGUCGCUCAUGUUUUUCUCGGACGGCAUUCGUACAGCUAUCUCACAAACGGUGCUAGCAGAGUUGUAUCGAGGCAUCUUGCGCAACAUAUUGGUCAUUCAUCACGACUAUCCCGACUUCCUCAGCGCCAAUUACUCAUACCUCUGCAGUCGCAUAGGAUAUGAGAUUCCACAGCUGAGGAAUCUAAUCUUAACAUGCCGUCCAGUGUCUUGCGGGGACCUGCCUGAUCCGACAAUGCCAGGUCUGAAAAUCGAGCGACUGGAUGAGAUGAAGAAAAGCCCGGAGCUGCCUUCCGACUUCGAUGCGUUGCUGAGGUCAGAAAAUAUUCACGACUUGAUCGAAGCUGCUCUGAAGAAGAAUGCCGACCUGGAUAGUCUUGCCAGGCAGAUCUACACCAAAUUGGCAGCUGCUGCAUCUACUGCCUCGAAGGCCUCACCCCAGCGUAUGAUCGAGCUCAUCAAUACACUCGUCCCCUUUAUCGGUCAAGCAGCAUCUCAGGCCGGAGCCAAGUUCGAACCCAAUGGACCGGCUACGAAACUGCUGAUGACUCUUGCGGUGUUCCUGGACGCUGAGCAGCGCUACUACCUUGUCAACGCCCUCGCCGAUCAGAUCCGCUUCCCAAACACGCACACAGAUUACUUCCUCAAGUUCGUGCUACACCUUUGGGGCAAUGGAGCGACCAUCACCGACGUGCAGCGCGAAUUGAGAGAGCAGAUUUGUCGCGUGCUGUUGGAGCGCAUUUCGGUGGCGAGACCGCAUCCAUGGGGCAUCACGAUCUUGAGCAUGGAGCUGCUAAGUAACAACAGCCUGGGUUUCUGGGAAGUGGUUGCAGCGGAAGGUGGGCAGCAGAUGCAGGCGAGGCUGCAGGUUGCUAUUAGGCAGGCUGGCCAUUGA